Vitrella brassicaformis is the source of this 3877-nucleotide messenger RNA. NCBI's taxonomy places the organism in Eukaryota, Vitrellaceae. The record is from the annotation of a GenBank genome assembly.
ACAAGAUCGGGGAAUGCGCAUCCCUCCGUGCCUAGGCCGCCGUGACAUGACCAGCAUCUUGUCAUCAUGCCGAUGAAGAGAAUUGUGGCGGGCAAACAGGUGGAGUGAAAAAGGACAUCGACACUCAAGUUCAGGAUCUCUCCAUCUCGCUCGCCUUCUGUGCCACGAAUCUGUGGCUGUUUGUGGGCAGACGUUGACGCUCGAGACCAUCGAUGAGCUAAUCCGUGCAAGGGUGAGCUUCAUGGACAGCCCGUCCAUCACAUGCAGUGGCCAUGAGGGAAAUGUGGUUGUCGUCGGUGUGGCGUCUUUGCUGUGUUGUGUUUGCAGAAGCACACCAAGGACCCCUUCACGUUCUCAAACUACACUACCAGGUGAGGCCAUCCAUCGCACCACGACAACAGACACGCCUGGUGGAUUGGCAUCUGCUUCGCGGUGCUUGAAUUUGGUGUCCCGCCGGCCGACCGUGCAGCAAGCUGACCGAUGGCUCAAAGGGAGGCGGUGCGGCGGCUUCUGAUGAGAAGGAAAUCGACAGACUGAGGUAUGCACACACGGACGAGAAUAUACUUACGACGCGCAUCCGUGUGUGUGGGGGGGGGUGGCUGUGCAUCAGUGAGCAUGUCCGUCGUGUGGCCCUGGAUGUCAAGUGCAGGACCGCCCUCGUGUCAUCCAUGGAAGGUCCACACACGAACACUCAGCCAGCCCCCAAGGCUGCCCUGCUCACUCUCUCACCCUCUGCCCCCCUGUCGCGUGCAGCUAGGUUGCGCAAGGAUUCGGCAGCUGCCCUCUGUCUGUUGGCCAACAUCACCAGCAAUGCAUCGACCAAGAAGGGUGCGGCGGCCAAGAAGAGGGCGGCGGCGGGUGCAUCUGACGACGAGAUGGAGGAGGAAGAGGAAGGAGAGGAGGGGGCGGCGCGGAAACGGGGUGCGUGUAUUGGUGUGUUGGGAGGGUGUGAUGUGUGGCAUGCAUGGGUUGUUGUGUGUUGUGGUGCUGCACUGGUGCAGGUAAGCGGGUCGUGGAUGUUGACGAGAAGAUCUGCCGUCGGGACGACUACCAAGAGCUGGUCAGUCAGUCAGUGAAACACACCCAUACAUACGUGAAAGGAUGGACACAAUGACACCAUGCACCAUGCCCAUUCACAUCUCUGGGUGAGUGAGUGUGGGUGUCUGUUUCCAGAUGGACAAGCAUGACACCGCGAGUUUCCUCAAGAAGGCCAUGGACAUCUUCAAGAGAUCCGCGGGCGACAAGCUCGGUGAGUGCACGCGUGAAGACAUGCCGUGCACACCUCUGCGCGCGUGUCUCCCUCCCCUCCUCCAUCCGAUAUCCGAUAUCAUCAGAUAAGCCUCAGCUUGAGGAGGUCAAGAAGAUGAGCGUCGCGCACCAGCCGCAGGAAGCCGUCCCCACCACCGCACCUCAUGACACGCACAUGCAGCAGCCGUCCGCAGCCUUCCUCGAGCUGCUCGGCAAAUCGCUCGCCGAAUGGCAUGUGCCGACCCUCACAGGUGGACGAACACCGAUAGUUAGUAAGGAAGUGGAGAGGUCGCCCCAUUUGCAUUGUGUUUUCUGGCUCAGAUGACAUUUCCGAGUCGUCGGAUGGUGACUCGCCGGUGCGUGGUGGCGACGAUGCCAUGAUGGAUGACGGUGUCGAGGACGAACAGAUGAUGGACGACGAUGCGCCACCCGCUGCUGCCGCUGCUGCUGCUGCUGCUGCUGCUGCUGCAUCAGAGGCGGCCCAUCUGUUUGACGACAUGAUGCUGGACGAUCCUGUGGACGACGACGACGACCAGAGCAAGAGGCCCCCCUCUCCUGCCCCCAUGCCACACAAGAAGAAAGCAAAGACCGAAGAUAAUCAUGACCAGGUCUGUCUCUUUUCUCAUCCCCCCAUCUCAUCGCAUCCUUCCAUUAUGUGUGGUUGUCAGGCUCAUUCUGACGGCGAGUGUGCUGCCCCCCCUCCGCUGCUGCCGUCUGCCAAGGACAAGGCGCGCCACUUCGACGGCGAUGGCGAGGAGGAUCUCAAGGUCGACAAGCCGCGGCAGCGCAAGAAGAGCAAGGGGACUAAGGACAGCAAGGAGGACGCCAAGACUGCCAAGAAGCCAACCAAGGUAGGUGGGGAAGGACGGUGGCGAGCCAGCGUGCUGUACUGUGCUGAGAUGAGGAGAUGAGAUGAUGAUGAUGGUGGUGUCAGUUGUGUAUCGACGUGUUCGACCUUCCCACGACUGCACCCGUCACUGGCAGGAAGAAGGCGUUCUGGUACGUUCCUGCGUGCACAUCCAUGGACACAUUGAUUUGAUCCAUGAAAGUCCUGUCACUCUCUCACUCGCCAGUCUGCGCAGGGAUCGUGGGGCGACCUUGCGUGUCGCGGAUGACGGGGGCGGUGAUGGCCUUUUCGUUUUGUCGGAGGACCAGCUCAUCAAAGGCAUCGCAGCAUCAGUGGAUGCACACGCCCAACGUCAGCCUCCCCGCCCCCACACCGACACACCGACACACACAGAGGAGACAUCCCGUAUCUCUGUGUGUGUGCAGUGUCGAGCAUGAAGCGUAUGGACAUCAACACGUGGCUGUCAUCCUUCCCUCAGCUGCUGGCGGUGACGUCCUCCUCGCCCGCCGCCCUGUACCAGGCCAUGCCCUUCGCGUUCGUACCGCCGCUCGAGGACGACGACGACCCGGACAAUGACGACCCACAGCAGCAGGAAGGCAAGGAGACACAAAUUGGAGUGCCAUCGAUGCGUGUCUGUACUAUGUUGACCGGUGUGCUGUGCAGGUGUGGGUCAUGUGGAUCCGUUUGAGGGUCUCGCGCUCAACAGUCACGAUGCGGAGAAUGCCCACCCCUACGCCUCGCCGGCCGACGACGAUCCACCGAUGAUGGCCGCACCCACACCGGCCCACUCAGCCGGGCAGAUGAUGAUGGACUGCGAAGAAUACGACGAACUCCUCGACUUCAACCCAACAGCAGCAGCAGCAGCAGCAGCGGCGGCAGCAGCAUCACAGAAUGAUCUCCCCAACAUCCUCCACCUUCCCCCAAGCCCGUCCCCACAGAACGACCGUCCUCCCUCCUCAGAGCACCACCAGCACAACCAGCCGCAGCAGCAGGAGCAGCAGCCAGCCCCCUCUCCUGGUCCCUCGCCAUCGCCCGUGCCGCAGCCACAAAUGUCUCCAGCGCCUUCCUCUGCUGCUGGGGGCGGUGUUGAAGACACAGCAAUGGGCAGCCAGGCUGAGGGUGGCCGGCCUCGGCGCCGCCAGUGGUAUGACCUGUUGAGGUCGUACGCCAUGACGAGCAAGACGGGGUCGCGCUACUCGAUUUCCAAGCUCGUCGCGUCACUCGAGCCCCACCUUCGGUCUUCCUUUGAGUCAGCACUGUCCCAUGAGCAGCACCAGCACAAGGACAGCUUCGCCAUCGCAAACCUCAGCCAGCUCGCCAACCACUUCAAACAAGGUCUGCCAAUAUGCCAGACAGCCAGCCAAACGGAUAUGGCAAGACAUGCAUGUCUCUUCCAUCACACAACCUUGUGUGCGAGUGUGUGUAUGUGUCAGGCAAGCAGCCCGUGACGCCCCAGCGUUUGUUUGUGACGAUGUGUUUCGCCUGCGACAGCCACAACAAGGUCAUCCAGCUGCAGGCAGGGGCUAGUUCGGCAAGGGGCGGCAGGCAGGGCACGGCGGCGUGGGGUGCGGCCACGCUGAAGCUCAAGAGACAGGCACCGAAGACAGGCACAGAGGCCAAAGCAGACAUGACCGUCAGGGCCACGCUGCCCAACUGAGAGUGAGUGGGCCUGUCAGCGUGCAAUGGACGGACAUCGCAUGGCUGGCGGGAUGAAGAGCGACAGACAGACAGACAGACAGACGGACAAGACAGUCCAUCCAUCCAUGCCUUGCCUGAUUACCC